Microthlaspi erraticum is the source of this 483-nucleotide messenger RNA. NCBI's taxonomy places the organism in Eukaryota, Viridiplantae, Streptophyta, Magnoliopsida, Brassicales, Brassicaceae. The record is from the annotation of a GenBank genome assembly.
AUGGAUUUCAUCAAGACCAGUUCCCUGCGUGCUCUGAUUGAGUUAACUUUCCAACGCAACUGGAAUGGCCUCAUUUGGAUGAGUAGAAAAGGAGUUACAACCAAAAGAGUGAAGACUGGUCCAGACGGCUCUAUCGAGAAUCAGCGCCCAAACCGCGCAGACCGGCUGGCCGAGGAACGAAUGUUCACGCUCGGCCAAAUCACAUCCGUCCGUCUGAAGUCUCGGCCAAAGUUCAAAACGUUCGGCCGAUCACGCAUCACGACCCGGGAAGCAUGUCCCGCGGUCGGCCACGCCACAACCGCUCACGCCAUGCCGCGCACGACCAGCCGCGCGAGCCGGGAAACAAAGCCUCGCGGCCGCGCAACCUUCUCGCGUACCACGGCCGAUGGCGCCGUCCGAGCCGGGAACUACGUCCCGCGUCCGGCCAAGAAAUCAUCGGCCAAACUUCACCCGUCCGACCACGACCGUUCCGAUUCGUACUAG